Nelumbo nucifera (sacred lotus) is the source of this 1509-nucleotide messenger RNA. RefSeq names its product peptide chain release factor (gene PRFB3). Gene Ontology annotation, molecular function: translation release factor activity. Gene Ontology annotation, biological process: translational termination. Lineage: Eukaryota; Viridiplantae; Streptophyta; Magnoliopsida; Proteales; Nelumbonaceae. The record is from RefSeq and is a predicted model, not a curated record.
GGGCUUUGGUUCGGUCCGGUCGGAACGGACGACAUUAUCAAGAAAGAGAAGAGUAGCAAUUAGUCUAUGAUAGAUUUAUAGCUUCUGCGACUGGCCUCCUGCAAUGGCAAAGUGAAGGUCGAGUAUUUUUUGGCGGCAAAAUAUGGUGGUCGAAGGGGUGUCUGCUCACUUUAUUGGAAGAGAAGUUGCUCCAUUUCGUUCGAAAUGGGGGGCUUUAAAGAGAACACAUUUACAGUCUCAGCUUUUCUUUUCAACAAUUCGAGCUUCUCAGUCCAUGGAGGACAAGAAUAAGGUCUACAAAGAACUGGGUCUGUUUUCAUUACGGAAGAAGAUUGAAGAUGCAGUUUCCCGUGCUGAGAUGUUGGCACCAACAGCAUUGGAAUUAGAAGAAGCAAGACGAAUGAAGCAGGAAGAACUAAUUCGUGAGGAAAAUCUUUGGGAGGACCUAGCUAAAUCAAAUGAAAUUCUUAUAGAGUUGGCUGAUAGUACCAGAGUAGUUGAUGCUCUCAAAGACCUUCGAUAUAAGGCUGAAGAAGCAAAACUUAUCACACAGCUAGCCGAGAUGGAUGUUAUAAAUUAUAGGCUUUUUAAGCAAGCCUAUAAUGCCUCUGUGGAUGUGAGCAAGUUCUUGGAUCAGUAUGAGAUGUCCAAACUUCUUAGUGGCCCAUAUGACAUGGAGGGGGCUUGUGUAAUUAUUCAAGCUGCAUCUAAAGGUGUUUACCCUGAGAUGUGGGCAGAGCAACUUCUCAGCAUGUAUAUGAAAUGGGCUGAAAAGCAAGGUUACAAAGGGAGAGUAGUUGAGAAAUGCUCUUCUAAAGGUGGUGGUAUAAAAUCAGCAAUAGUUGAGUUUGAAUCUGAAUAUGUUUAUGGCUAUCUUUCUGGAGAGAGAGGAGUGCACUGUAUGGUCAGAAGUUCUCAAGAUGGAUCCAUUUUUCAUGAGACUAGCUUGGCUACUGUGGAUGUUAUUCCUCUGUUCCUUGCAACAGCUUCUGAUCUACAAGUUGAUGAUCAAGAUUUGGUGAUAUCAUCCCUAUCACCUAGAGGAAAAGAGCAGAUUAAUUCUGAAGCUGAACCUGCUGUUAGUAUUCAGCAUAUUCCAAGUGGCAUCAAAGUGCAAUCAUCAGGUGAAAGGAGCUUCUUUGCAAAUAAGAUCAAGGCCCUUAACCGUUUGAAGGCCAAGCUUCUUGUGACUGCACUGGAACAAGGAGUCACCAAUGUAAAGAAUAUCAAGAGAGAUGCAAUUGCUAAUAUGUUGCAUCAGGAGAUCCGGAGAUAUAUUUUUCAUCCAUAUAAGUUGGUAAAAGAUGUUAAAACUGGUAUUGAAUUGCCUGACUUGAAUUCUGUUCUGGAUGGUAAUAUUGAACCUUUUAUUAGUGCCCACAUCAGUGUUAAGACUGGCAAGUAGUUCAGUCUGAAAUGAAUUAUUAUUGGCCUUAGAAACAAGCAUUGCUCAGUUAUAUUUUCUUUGAUUUUUUUUUUUAAUUCAAACCAACAUACUUCGGUUCUCUA